Messenger RNA from Cicer arietinum (chickpea), 1887 nucleotides. Its product is annotated as cation/H(+) antiporter 4-like. Lineage: Eukaryota; Viridiplantae; Streptophyta; Magnoliopsida; Fabales; Fabaceae. Gene Ontology annotation, molecular function: antiporter activity. Gene Ontology annotation, cellular component: endomembrane system; membrane. The record is from RefSeq and is a predicted model, not a curated record. Gene Ontology annotation, biological process: regulation of pH; proton transmembrane transport.
ACCGCCAUCAUGAGUAGCUUAGAACGCGGGAUAGUUGUUGUUAUUAAAAACUUAUCUUUAUUCAUUGGUUAUCUAAUAGUGAUUCCAUUGAUUGGGAGACCAGUAAUGAUAUGGAUGGUGAAAAACACGCCAGAAGGAAGACCCGUUAAUAAGUUAUACAUACACGCUAUUGUGGUUUCAUUUUUCAUGUUAGGUAUGUUAGCGGGAAUAUUCAAUCAACCGUUUUUGGCGGGAGCAGUUGUAUUGGGCCUUGCUGUUCCUGAAGGCCCACCUUUAGGGUCAGAGUUGGUUAACCAAUUUGAGUUGUUCGCCACAUGGUUUCUUACUCCAAUAUUUGUAACUUGUUGUGUAAUGAAAGUGGAUCUCACCAUAUGUGGGCCCCCAACCCUUAUUAUUGUGGUGUCUGGGUUCAUCAUUAUGGUGCAUUUGAUUAAGCUAUUGCAAUGCGUGACUAUUUGCCGUUAUUGCAACAUGCCCCGAAAUGAUGGUCUUUGCCUUGCCCUCAUUUUGAGCUGCAAAGGUGUCGUUGAUACCUGCUCCUUUAUUCUUGUCUACGACGGACUGAGACAAUCUCAACAAGCAAUUGGAGUUAUGGUAAUAUCAACCCUAAUCUUGGCAACAAUCUCAAGAACAGGUGUGAAGUUAUUAUAUGACCCAUCAAGAAAAUACGCAGGCUACCAAAAAAGGAACAUAAUGAAUCUAAAAAAGAACUCAGAGCUGCGUCUGGUAGCAUGUGUGCACAAACCAAACCACAUGAUCCACAUAAAAGAUUUUCUCGACCUCUGUUCUCCCGCAACUGACAACACACUCAUUGCUGACGUGGUACAUGUGAUGGAGUUAGUUGGAAGAACCACUCCCAUUUUCAUCUCACAUCGUCUCCAACAAAAAGUGGGGUCCACACAUAACUACUCGGGAGAAUUAGUUGUUACCUUCGACCUUUUCGAGCGCGACUAUGCUGGUACAGCAACAGCUAACACUUACACAGCAAUAUCUCCAACAACAUUUAUGCACGAAGAUGUUUGUUACCUUGCAUUAGACAAAAAUGCAGCUAUUAUAAUUCUUCCGUUUCAUGUAAGAUGGACAAAAGAUGGUUUAAUUGAAUCAAAUGACAACAAUAUAAGAUCAUUGAAUUCCAAGGUUUUAGAUAAAGCACCUUGUUCAAUUGGGAUUUUGGUUAAUCGUGACAGCACCACUAAUUUUGCACAUCCUUCAAAUGGUUGUAAAGUAGCCAUGAUUUUCCUCGGUGGGCCCGACGAUAGAGAAGCUUUGUGUUUGGCUAAAAGGUUUGCUAAAAAUUUAGAUAACACUUUGUUUGUGUAUCGCUUACUUUCAAAUGAUCAUGAUUCAACGGGAUGGGAGCACAUGAUUGAUGAUGAGGAGCUAAGGGAAGUGCGUGGAGCUUAUGUUAAACUUGAAAAUGUCAAGUAUGAGGAAAAAACUAUAGAGGAUGCAUCUGAAACAACAACUUUCCUAAGGGAAAUAGCAAAUAAAUUUGAUUUUAUUGUAGUUGGGAGACGUAACGGGGUUAAAUCUUCGCAAACACUUGGGUUAGAAAACUGGACUGAAUAUUCUGAAUUAGGGGUGAUUGGUGAUUUGCUUGCUUCGCGGGAUAUGGAAACUAAAGCUUCAAUUUUAGUUGUGCAACAACAACUAACGACGUCUUUGCCGUCCACGUAACUAACUUUUUGGAAUAUUAAUUUUGUAAUUUUUUGGCUUGUGAUGUUUCAGGCUUUUAUCUAUUUUAAUUUUAGGUUCUAAUGUUCUAGCUCUUUUAAAAAAAAAGCACUGUUAUAACAUGGUGAGUGUGUCUAAGGUCAAAACCUGUUUUCCCUAUUUUGGGAAGCAAACUUUGUAUCAUGUCACAAAAUGUAAUUUCAUUUUUUCUCA